AAUAGGGUUGCGCUGCAGUCACUCGGGCGGAGUCGUUCUGUAAAUCGGGUGCACGAGCCAUCUAAAUUUACACUUUAUAUUACUUUCCAACGAUCGGGUACAAUUGGAUUCACUACCCUGACUUAUACCGAGGAACGAAACUUUAUUUUCUUGUAUCAGUUGGUCUUUUUCUACUGGAAGAACCAUCGGAUCUUCCAGUUACCACAGCCUUUACGGGAAGGAAGGAAGAUUUAGUCGGGUUAGCUAGCUUUUGACUGGGCCCCUAUCACGCAAGUCAGGGGAGCACACAUGACUUAUCUUCUGCAGGCCUUUUGCAAAUGGGAUCACUCUGUCUAAAGCACCAUGCGGGUGCCAUGGAACAUUGGCCCAUUAAUAUGACCUGAAGAACUUCAUGAGAUUAUUUUCAAAACUCCUGAGAAUGAUAUAAGACGCUCAACGCUUUUGUUAGGACAUUUACAAAUUGCUGUGUGGUGUAUGUAAUUUUUUUGCUUCUUUAAAAAAAAUCUUAAGUACGGUGAUCCUCAUCUGGAAGGAUUUGUCAUUAUCGUGAAAUAUCAGCUGUGAAAUAGUAAGUAAUAUCAAGAUGAGUGCUGAAGGAUACCAGUACCGGGCGCUUUAUGACUAUAAGAAGGAAAGGGAAGAAGACAUUAGUCUGCAUGUAGGGGACAUCUUGAUAGUUAGCAGAGGUGCCUUGUCGGCCCUUGGCUUCGCAGAAGGCAUGGAGGAAAAGCCAGAGGACAUAGGCUGGCUGCCUGGUUUCAACGAAACCACCCAGGAGAAGGGGGACUUCCCUGGGACCUACGUGGAGUUCAUUGGGAAGAAGAGGAUUUCGCCUCCCACCCCAAAACCAAGACCUCCCAGGCCUCUACCUGUCGCCCCGGGUCCAACGAAGACUGACUCGGACAGCGAACAAGCCUCUACGCUGUUGGACCUGAUGGAGCAGUUUGCGCCGCCUGAAGUCGCUCCCCCCAUGCUACUGCGUCUGAUCGGGGCCAUCGAGCGAAAGGGUUUGGACAACCCCACGCUGUAUCGCACCUUCACUGCAGGUGGUGGCCUGGAGGUCCGGCAGUGCUUUGAUGGCGAUGCCCCCAUGUCAGACCUAGACCAGUUUGACCUGCCCGUGCUGUGUGACGGACUGAGGCGCUACUUGCAAGACCUUCCCCAGCCGGUCAUCCCUGCUGCCGUCUACACCGAUUUGGUCCUCAUUGCCCAAGAGGUGGCGAGCCCAGACGAUUGUUCUGUGCGUCUGCGUCGUGUGCUGCAGUCCCAGGCGGUGCCCCCGCAGCACUGGCUGGCGCUCCAGUUCCUCUUGCGCCACUUGGCCCACGUGUGCCAGGCAUCGACCCGCAACCUGCUCAGCGCCCGCGCCCUGGGAGAGAUCUUCAGCCCACUGCUCUUCAGGCAGCAGGCCGCUAGCUGUGAACCCAGUCCAGACUCCCACAUAAGGAUCAUCGAAGUUCUGGUCACCAGCGAGUGGGGCGACACUCAGGCUGCACCAGCCCUACCUCCAAAACCACCCAAGCCCACCCCUGUGACUAACAACGGUAUGAACAACAACAUGGCGCUACAGGACGCCGAGUGGUACUGGGGAGACAUCUCAAGGGAGGAGGUCAACGAGAAACUCAGAGACACUCCUGAUGGUACGUUUCUUGUGAGAGAUGCUUCAACCAAAAUGCACGGAGACUACACGCUCACGCUAAGGAAGGGAGGCAACAACAAGCUGAUCAAAAUUUUUCAUCGCGACGGGAAGUACGGCUUUUCGGACCCCUUGACUUUCAACUCUGUGGUUGAGCUUAUCAACCACUACCGGCACGAAUCCCUCGCCCAGUACAACCCCAAACUAGAUGUGAAAUUGCAGUAUCCUGUGUCAAAGCACCAGCAGGAUCAGGUGGUCAAGGAGGACAACAUCGAAGCUGUGGGGAAGAAGCUGUUCGAGUACCACCAGCAGUACCAAGAAAAGAACCGAGAGUACGACAGACUCUACGAGGAAUACACAAGAACAUCGCAGGAAAUUCAAAUGAAGAGGACUGCCAUCGAAGCCUUUAACGAGACCAUCAAGAUCUUCGAAGAGCAGUGUCAGACUCAGGAGAGGUACAGCAAGGAGUAUAUCGAGAAGUUCCGGCGCGAGGGCAACGAGAAGGAGAUCCAACGGAUCAUGGUGAACUACGAGAAGCUCAAGUCGCGCAUCAGCGAGAUCGUGGACAGCAAGCGGCGCCUGGAGGAGGACCUCAAGAAACAGGCAGCUGACUACCGCGAGAUCGACAAGCGCAUGAACAGCAUCAAGCCCGACCUCAUCCAGCUACGCAAAACCAGGGAUCACUACCUUACGUGGCUCACACAGAAGGGUGUCCGGCAAAAGAAGCUCAACGAAUGGCUGGGCAUCAACAACGAAAACAAUGAAGAUCAGUACUCGAUGGUGGACGACGAUGAGGACUUGCCGCACCACGACGAGCGCUCAUGGAAGCUCGGCAACAUCAUCCGCACACAGGCCGAGGCCCUUCUGCGGGGCAAGAGAGACGGAACAUUCCUGGUACGGGAGAGCAGCAAGCCCGGCUGCUAUGCCUGCAGCGUGGUUGUGGACGGUGAGGUCAAGCACUGCGUCAUCAACAAGACGCCCUCGGGCUACGGUUUCGCAGAGCCCUACAACCUGUACAGCUCGCUGAAAGAACUGGUCUUGCACUACCAGCAUACGUCUCUCGUCCAGCACAAUGACUCUUUGAAUGUCACGUUAGCGUACCCUGUUUACGCGCAGCAGAGACGAUGAAGACUUCCUUCAACGGGAUAAACAAAAAACUUGUCUCCUGCUCCUUCUCCUCCCCACCCCCUCACUCGACUGCAGGACUUUGGGAAGUGUGCAGGCAUUCUGACAAGGACGGAGAGGAGCUUGGUUUGGAACGCUGUGGGAGAUGGAGAGAUGCCUUUUGUCAGGGUGGCUGGUGGACAGAUGGGUGAGGAAGAUGAAAGGGGCUGUGUUUGCCUUUUUCUUUCCACCCUCCUCCCCUUUUCAGACUUUAACUGGGAAGAUGAACGAGGGAAUGUGUGUGAGAGAGAGAGAGAGAGAGAGAGAAAUGGAAUGGAACCCAAAUACACACACAAAUAUAUAAAUAUCUAUAUAUUACUAUAUCUAAAGAGAAAAAUAAACAUUUCAGCCUCUGAGACGUUUGAACUGGUGCCGGGCCUGAAUGUAGUUCCCUUCCUCAUGCGCUCCUUUUUUUUGCCAGAGUGCAGUACCAAGAGGAAACUGUGGAACUCCUCUCCCUCCUCCUCCUCUCCUCAUCCCGUUCUCUCCUCUCUCACCUCUCAUCACUCUCUCUCCAACCUAAAAUGGAGGACGUCGGAGGCCUUUUCCAAAUGGUGCUUGUUCAUGCUAUAUCUGAUGGAAUUUCGUUACGCAGUUCAACCACCGCCGCUAUCCUCCCAUCACCUGAUCCCACACUGGCACCACCUGCCUAAUAGUGGGCUUUAUGUUUCUAACGUUUCCUCCACCUCCUCUUCCCUUGAGCCCCCACCUCCACCUGCCCCCCUUCCCCACCCCCCACUCUAUUCAGGUCUCUGUGUGUGUGUGUGUGUGUGUGUGUGAGCGUGCCUGUGUAUGUGUGUGUGUGUGAGUGAAAGUGGUGUGUACAUUAGUGUCGAUGUGACCAAAACUCACAGUAUCUGAAAGCUAAGAUCAUCGUCGGGGUGCUUAACAUUUGUGAUGUUUAAAGAAACGAAAACAAACAAAAAGACUCUAAAACAGAAAUGGACAGACCAUGAAACAGCUGAUAUAUGUAGCAAGAUGGCACUUUUUUUCUCUUUUCUUUGUCCUUUUUUUUUUUGUUGGAAAAUUUAAAAAAGCAUAUAUACUCAACCUGUUUCUCAGAGACUCCUUUGAGACGUCUGGUCUCGCUGGGAGUGAGUGAGCAUGAGGCAGUGGGCUCAGCCUGUGGCAUUUCUCCUGUGAUAACCCCCCCCCCCCCCCCCACACACCCCCUAUAGGACAGACGCUGGGCUCUUGGCUCACGAACGGACUGGUAGAAACAGUGUGACCGCAGCCUGCAAUGGAAAAGACAAAAAUCUUUCAUUAUGAUGUACAUACAGUGAAACCUGUGAUGACGAUGACUUAACCGUAUUGUACCAAAAAAAAGCUCAGUUCCUAUUUUUUGUUUCUCAGUUUAUUCUAAUCUGCUAUGCAAUUCUGUAUCUCCCUCCUCUCAGCAAGAUCAGUUUUUAUUUUACAUGUUGCUACCCAUAAUAUAAGCAUGUUUUAUUUGCUUGGAAAAGUCUCUGUAUUUUUGCCCAUGACAAAUAUCUAAGAGGAUAUAUUAAGUGUCAAAAUGCCAAGAAAGUAGUCUCAGUUUUCAAACCCUAAAGAAAAGAGAAACAGAUUUACUUUUAUUACAGAUGUCUUUAUGAGAAUGCAGGUGUAUAGAUGGAGAGAAGAAAGAUGAGCAAUUUUAUUAGUUUUUUUACUUUGAACUACUGUCCUCCUGGGUAGAGCCAAUGGGGGGGGCCAAUCUUAGUCCUUCUUCAGCUAUAACGAAAACUGUCAAGAAGCCAAAUCAACUCAGUUUGGUUUUUUUACAUUUUUUUUCCCUAAGCAAAGCAGUAUACAGUGAAGACAUGCAUAGCAAACACAUGAUUAGUAUAUUCCCACGUUGCUCUAACAUGAUUUUUUUUUUUUACCUUCCGAGAGUUUUAUUUUGUGAAAGUUUUAAUUUUACACUUGUGAGGGAAGGAGAGAUAAAAAGAGUUAGUUUUGUGGAAUGGCAGAAAUAAUCGCAUGCUCAGUUUGGAGACGGGGAAGAAAAAAGGUUUCCUUCUCAUUCCUUGGUCCAUACAGUAUUUUUUCUGUAUCAGAAAAUUCUUAAUGAGUGUUUACAUGGGUGUGAACGGGCUCAUUUCGACUAGUGGCUGAAUGCUUGUGACCAUGCAUUGUUUUCUUGACCUAUGUUUUUGCCACCGAAAAAAAAAAGUUUAAAGAAUUUUUGUUUUUAAUAAAUGUACCAAAUUAGACACAUCUUUCUUUUCUACAUUUUUUUCUCUCAUCUAUAACAGUAUUUGAAGCUUGACUAAUGUUCAAGUCUGUAUUACAUAUGGUUUGCCUUCAGUGCAAAUCCUGAGUAAAGUACACAAAUUAUAUGCAGCACUUAACCUGCAGUAUAAAAAAAAGGCUUACGUUGUACUUCGCAUCAGUGAGUAUCAGUAUAAAACAUGCAUUCUUCUGAUUCGUUAAUAGUGUUCUGGUUUGUUCCACCUUGUUCUUUAGAUCAUUUAUUCUCAUUUUUGAACAAUCAUCACCUUUUUUUCUUUUGUUCUGGUUUAAUCAUUGAUCAACACGUUAUACUCUAAUAUUACACCACUUUAGUUCCUACUGGGCCUGAUUGCCUUAAAACAUAUUAAGAUGACUUUAUUUUUUACAAGGGUCAGUCCUUGUUGGCACCUGUUGCAAAUUCCCUACAUGCGUGUUUAUCCCUACUAGAAACAAUUCUUCAAAAAUGUGUAAGUGGAGAAUGAUUUGUGAACAUGUUUUAUUUUUGUUUCUCUUCAUUAUCAGUCUAAUUCUGCCCUUUUGCUUUCAAAAAAAUACUUUAGGUGGAUGUAGCAAAUGUCUUUUUUUUUUUUUUUCUUUCUUAAUUUUACAAAUAGAAGUUGUGAAAUUCAGGUAAUCGUCACACCUGUCUUAACUGGCAGAGACUUGAGUCAUUGGUUGCCAAUGCCAAAAGGACUGCCUAAGUAGCAGGUGUGAAGUUAACCAUGCCAUCCUAACUAAUAUCCCACCAUAAGCAGUGUGACCAUUGGGCUUUUGUUAGCGUGGACUUUUAUUCACUGCACUCACGUUAGAGAGUUGAAAUCCAGGAGAGCCGAAACUUGAGGACGAGUAGGCUUUUAACAGUCCUGCCCCAGUUUAUUCAGUUAAUUAAAAUGAUCAACUUGAGAUUCACAGACAGCAUUCAAAGAAAACUAAGCACUGUUUUUAAAUAAGUCUACUUGUCCUAUUUACAGCAAAUAUUUUUUGUUCUCUCCCUUUAACAUUUGUUAUAUCAUUGUAGUUUUUUCCAAAGGUUUCUGAGGCCUUUGAGUUAUUUGUUCACAUAGUUGAAAGUGUUGUUAGUUGUUUGGCCAUUGUUUCUGAGAAAAUGCGGCACCAUUUUUUUUAAAACAACAUUUCCUCCCCUACUUUUUUUUUUUUUCCUUUCUGUUUUCGUUUCAGGCUUGGUUUACGGUAAACAUGAGAUGAUUGUGUCAGAAAUAUUGAGAUUAAAAUUUACCAGUGUGUCCCAGUUUUAAAACUGCUUAAAAACCUGUAUGGGCUUUGUGAAAAA
This is a messenger RNA of Alosa sapidissima (American shad), 6305 nucleotides long. It is a transcript of the gene pik3r1, whose product is annotated as phosphoinositide-3-kinase, regulatory subunit 1 (alpha). Gene Ontology annotation, biological process: phosphatidylinositol phosphate biosynthetic process; insulin receptor signaling pathway. Lineage: Eukaryota; Metazoa; Chordata; Actinopteri; Clupeiformes; Clupeidae. Gene Ontology annotation, cellular component: phosphatidylinositol 3-kinase complex. Gene Ontology annotation, molecular function: protein binding; 1-phosphatidylinositol-3-kinase regulator activity. The transcript has 15 exons. The coding region runs from base 584 to 2764 and encodes 726 amino acids. The record is from RefSeq and is a predicted model, not a curated record.